AUGUCCCUGCUGCGCCUCUGGGCACCAGGGCUUCUCCUCACGUGGCAACCAUUGUGGCUGCUGGUCCAGGCAGCUCAGCCUCUGGAGUCGCCCCAGGACCCUCUCCAGCUGACCACUGAGCACCCAGGGCCUAUCAAGCCCUGGUCUCUGCUCUCCUCUGAACUCCCACCCUUAUCGCCCCAUGCGCUUACACCCCCGGCAGACCCGGGAGUCUUUGAUGACCUGGGGUCCUCUGCUCGCUCCCAGAUGUUGGACUCACCACGGAAGUUAACUGACAGUUUGCUUCCAUUCUUGGGCAGGGUUUCACCUGGAGAGCUGGCCCCAGAGAUGGAUCAGUUUGCUGUUCAAGAUCAGUUUGCUGCAUCAAGACAAACUAAUUCCGAAAGAGAGGCUCCCAGAAUUGGUUCCAAUAGUGCAAAAGCAGCAAAGUUUAUUGUUUCACCACUGAAUCUGAAGAAGGAUGUAGCUCAGCAUCCGAGAUUUGCUAAAGUUGUUGGUGGAACUCCAAAGCAAUUUGCAAAACUUCAGCUUCAGAACAACUUGCAGGAUGAUUAUGUGUAUCCAAGUACAGAUGUAGCUUCUUCUGGCAACCUACCUCCGGAAUCCCAGGAGAACUCAGAGGAGUCUCCAGAAACUCCUGACCAGGUUGAACCUUCUGUGGAGGCCCAAGAGACUCCUGAGGAGCUCCAGUCCUCUUCGUCCCAGCAAGAAGUUCCUGAGGACCAGGAGGCUCUAGGAGGUGAAGCAUCAAUGCAUCAUAAGCUUUCAUCUCUAAGAAGUGACACUCAGCCGGUUGUCACAAGUAAACCUGCAGAUCUGGUUACCGUAACUCCGCAGGCAGAUAAAGAGAUUCACCUUCCUUCAGGCCAGGAGCAGGCCCCAACCCAGCCUUCAGAGGGUCUUGAAGUAGUAGAACCUUCAUCAACCCAAAAAGAGGCUCCAGCUCAGACUUCAGAGCUCUCUGAACCCUCUUUAGCUGAGCAAGAGACUCCAGUUCAAGCUCCCAAGUCCCCUAUGGAGAAUAUAGCUGAAACUCUACCAACUCUACCUGUAGUUCCAUCUCUAGGUCAGGAUCAAGUUCAUUAUUAUAACUUGCCCAGUGUUACAGGUAGGCCUGCAGACGUGGAAAUUACCAUAACUUCGGAACCUACCAAGGAGGCCGAAUCUUCUCUAGCCCAGCAGGAGGCCCCAGUUCGCCAGAGGCCCAGUUCAGCCAGAGGCCCCAGUUCAGGAGGCUCCAGUUCAGGAGGCCCCAGUUCAGCCAGAGGCUCCAGUUCAGGAGGCCCCAGUUCAGCCAGAGGCUCCAGUUCAGGAGGCUCCAGUUCAGGAGGCCCCAGUUCAGGAGGCCCCAGUUCAGCCUCCAGAGUAUGUGGAGGAGGUAGAACCUUCUCUGACCCAGCAAGAGACCCCAGCUCAGCCUCCGGGCCCUCCUGUGGAGACUGA
Marmota monax (woodchuck) is the source of this 1443-nucleotide messenger RNA. Its product is annotated as leucine-rich repeat-containing protein 37A3-like. The coding region runs from base 1 to 1443 and encodes 480 amino acids. The transcript has 2 exons. The record is from RefSeq and is a predicted model, not a curated record. NCBI's taxonomy places the organism in Eukaryota, Metazoa, Chordata, Mammalia, Rodentia, Sciuridae.